Prunus avium (sweet cherry) is the source of this 1490-nucleotide messenger RNA. RefSeq names its product nuclear envelope-associated protein 2. NCBI's taxonomy places the organism in Eukaryota, Viridiplantae, Streptophyta, Magnoliopsida, Rosales, Rosaceae. The record is from RefSeq and is a predicted model, not a curated record.
AAGAAAAUCCCACUAUCAAUAACCCUAAUUUCACGGGUUUAUUGAUGCUAAGUUGGUUUCCAUUUUGAGCCCUUGGAUGAUGCCCGAAAGCUGAUUCACCGCCGUCCGAUUGUGUUACCUUCUCUGUUCUUGGGCUGAAACAGAGUAUUAGUAUUUGAUUGAGGUCUAUCUGUCUGUCUGUCAUAUGUUGGGAAGAAGACAAAGAGAUUCCCAAGUGGGUUUUGCUCAGCAGCUCUUUGUUCGAACUGGGUGUGUCACUCAGCACCUGAUGUCAAUUUCAGAGAAAUCACUGCCCUGCUCGCCUUCUUCUUCCUCCUCGUCAUUGUCAUCGAUGUCGGUCCAAGAGUUUGAUCCAUUGUUAAAAGAUUUGAACGAGAAAAAGCAGAGCUUUCGGCGGAACGUGGUGUCUUUAGCAUCGGAGUUGAAGGAGGCCCGGAACCGCUUAGCUUCUCAAGAGCAAUCAUUUGUAAAAGAAACACUUACAAGACAGGAAGCACAGAUGAAGGCUAAAAACUUGGAAGAGGAGAUUGGUAGAUUGCAGAAGAGAUUGGAACAUAGAAAUGAGAAGCUUGAGGCUUCAGCAUCUACCGCUGAAAAGUACCUCAUGGAAUUGGAUGGUCUGAGAUCACAGCUUGCAACCACUCAGGCAACUGCAGAUGCUAGUGCUGCAUCAGCUCAGUCGGCACACCUUCAGUGUUUAGCACUUUUGAAGGAAUUAGAUGAAAAGAAUUGCUCCUUAAAAGAGCAAGAUGAUCGUGUAAUUAGGCUAGGAGAGCAAUUAGAUAAUCUGCAGAAGGACCUUCAGGCACGAGAGUUUUCCCAGAAGCAACUGAAAGAUGAAGUUUUGAGAAUUGAGCAUGACAUUAUGCAAGCUGUUGCAAAAGCAGGGGUGAACAAGGACUGUGAGCUGAGGAAAAUAUUAGAUGAGGUUUCUCCAAAGAAUAUUGAGAAGAUUAAUAAGCUUUUAGUUGCAAAGGAUGAAGAAAUAGCAAAGUUGAGAGAUGAAAUCAGGGUAAUGUCUGCUCAUUGGAAGCUCAAAACUAAGGAGUUUGAAUCACAGUUGGAGAAACAACGGCGAGCAGAUCAGGAACUGAAAAAGAGGGUAUUGAAAUUAGAGUUUUGUCUCCAGGAAGCUCGUUCUCAAACACGAAAGCUUCAAAGGAUGGGUGAGCGAAGAGACAAAGCUUUGAAAGAGCUCAAAGAUCAGUUACAGCAGGGUGGCGGUGGAGCUUCAGCUGCUGAAAGCCAAAAUUUCUGGGAAAGCUCUGGUUUCAAAAUCGUGGUGUCCAUGUCCAUGUUGAUCUUGGUGGUGUUCUCAAAGCGAUGAAAUAGUCGCACUAUUGAGCUGUUGAUGUAUAAAGAACAUGAAUCUGUAGUUUUUAGUCAAGGAAUUAGGAAUAGUGCAUAGGCCACAGUAGAAAUGCUCAUUGUAGAGGUUCUUAUUAUGUAAACAUUAUCAGAGAAUGCAAUUUUGUUUUUCUUGUUAAAUC